AACACAUUGAACUUUAGAUUUUUAUUCAGUACAUUAAAACGUACACGAAAAAGUAAAUGUUGUGCGCAACAUGUCAUCACUGACUGAUUUUUCUCCACAAGUCCAUUUGGUGGGAAAAUGCGCAUAUUAUUGAGAAUAUUCGCAUUAAAUUUGUCAACAAUUGGAUGGAAACCUAGCUACUGAGAUCUCUUCUUGCCAUGGUAGGCAAAAUAAUGGGCAACUGGUCAUUUUUCUACAUGACCCUAAGCAUGAUGGGAUGUUAAUUGCUUAAUUAACUCAGGAACCACACCUGUGUGGAAGCAUCUGCUUUUAAAAUACUUUGUGUCCCUCAUUUACUCAAGUGUUUCCUUUAUUUUGGCAGUUACCUGUAUUUCCCAUCCUACUUGUAUGAUUAGAAAAAGGCGUGUCUCAGUGCCACAAAUACAGCAUUAUAUCGCUCCUUCAGUCACAAUAAAGAACAAUUUUGUUCGGGCGAGUCAUCAAAGUACUUUCACGUAACGGGAGAUGGCGCUUUGGUUUUGGCCAGUAGCAUACGGGCCGGGUUUACCUGUGAAUAUGGACCAGUGUGACUGCAAACCGGACAGCGAUUGUACCUCAACUUCAGCCUACUGUGGAGAUGGUAGCACUGGUUUGUGGUUGGACUUCAACAGUGUUUUGACAGGAGCUCUCACUGUGGUGGGCUAUCUCCUCUACAGAUUCUCACAGGCCCUCCCAGCUCUGAUAAGAUGGCCCAUCCAUCUCUUCUGCACGCUCACUGGUCUGUCCUCACUGUGGGGUUGGGUGAGCCACCUGAUGGGAACUCUUCGUAGCUUACAGUACUUUCUGAAGUGUCUGUCUCGUAUUUGGAGGUUUAUAGUUGCUUCAUUCUCAAAACUCAGCGGGUUCACUGUUAUCAUUAAAAACAACUCUGGGGCUUCUAGUGACAGUCCCCCAGGCACAGAGCCCUCUCCCAGCCCUAUUCCCAGUGAGCCUGGGCUGAGGCUCAUCCUUAUGGGGCCUCCCGGUGGAGGCCGGACCUCCCUUGCAGACACCCUGGUUGGCUGCAGCCUCCCUCAAGUUGGGGGGUCCCUGGGGGCUGUGAUGGAGUGUACCAAGCGGAGGGCGGUGGUGGACAGGCGAGAGCUGAUCGUAAUAGACACCCCAGACCUCCUGGGUCCAUCUCUGGGCGACAGUAAGAGAGCCUUGGAGGCCCUCCGCAGCCUGCAGCUGGCCAGCCCAGGCCCCCAUGCCUUUCUACUGGUGCUCCGGAUCCCUGGAGAUGGGGUGGACCAGGACGCUGCUAGCGCCACCAGGGCCCUCCUAGAGCUGGUCGGGGAGAGUGCCACAGGCCACAUCCUCAUUGUCCUCACCCAUGCUGACUGUCUGGGCCCGGGCUCCACGCUAGCCCAGCUACUGGAGGAUGAUGCUGGAGGCCUCAGAACUGCUCUGUCUCUGUGUGGUCAGCGGGCUGAGCUUGUGGACAACAACCCAGACAGGCCGGUGGCGGAGAGGAGGGAGCUGGCCAGGGGGCUGCUGGAGAGGGUAGCAGAGAUGAGGGCACUGAGGGGACACUACACCCACGAGCUGCAGAAAAGGGAGGACAGUGUGAUGGAGGAACUGCUGAUGGACAUGGCCUCUGUGUUGGCACGGAAACUGGGACAGGAGUAUUGAGAGUAGAAGAGAAAUACUUCAUUUUGGGUUUAGGUGCAUUUUGUUGACUUUUUUUUGUCACUCUUGGAUUCUGGGUAUGUUAUUGUGUUUGGGGAAUUGAUCCUCAUUUCACUGACUGUAUGAAUUAUUGUUAAGUAUGUAAGACUUAGCAUGGGCUUGUUUUGUAAAAUGUCAAGAUCAUGUUCUUACGGUACUGCUGUUAUUGAACAGUAUUUAAUCAAUGUCAAUUUGCCUUCAUGUACCCUACUUUGUUUUCUUGCACACUCUUUCUUGUAUGUGUCUACUACAUUCCUCCCAUGGUUUCAUAAUUUUUUUGGAAGUAUUAAAAAGUUGCUUCCAAAUAAAUCCAUUGACUCGGA
This is a messenger RNA of Coregonus clupeaformis (lake whitefish), 2009 nucleotides long. Its product is annotated as GTPase IMAP family member 4. The record is from RefSeq and is a predicted model, not a curated record. Bases 505 to 1650 code for a protein of 381 amino acids. Gene Ontology annotation, molecular function: GTP binding. The transcript has 7 exons. NCBI's taxonomy places the organism in Eukaryota, Metazoa, Chordata, Actinopteri, Salmoniformes, Salmonidae.